Messenger RNA from Besnoitia besnoiti, 1509 nucleotides. RefSeq names its product DUF89/Fructose bisphosphatase. Gene Ontology annotation, cellular component: cytoplasm; nucleus. Gene Ontology annotation, biological process: DNA damage response. The record is from RefSeq and is a predicted model, not a curated record. The coding region runs from base 1 to 1509 and encodes 502 amino acids. Gene Ontology annotation, molecular function: phosphatase activity. Lineage: Eukaryota; Apicomplexa; Conoidasida; Eucoccidiorida; Sarcocystidae. The transcript has 6 exons.
AUGACGUGGAUGCUCCAACAGCCCCCCACGGGGAAAGGCUGGCUGCAGUCGGACAGAGACGCACGCUUGCUGGAACAGUAUCGAGACAUGUGGAAUCUGCAUCGCGCUCGGCCGUCGAAUGCUGUUCUGCCCGAUGCUACGCAUUCCGAUGUCCCGGGUACUUGGUCGUACGACACCGUCAACAGGCGCCUACGCGAGGAGAUUCUGAAACGCACGUUCCACGAGAAUGCAGAGUUUCUCCAAACGCACCCGGAGUCUCUGCAGCGGUUGCAAGCGCUCGACCAGGAGAUGGGCGAGUCUCUCACGACGCCCCUGCGCUAUUUACCAGAGGUGGAGAAGUCAAACAAGGGAGCCAGAAAAGCGGGGGCGUAUUCGCUGGACGUUGAGAAGGCGGACAUUCGACUGUGGAACGAGGUCGUCUUGCCGAAGUGGGUAGCGAAAGACGCUACGUGGGCGUCGGCGCCGUGGCUCGUAGCCGAGCUCUUUUUUUACCGGCGCAUCUCGCACGCAUUUGACUACUUCACGACGCUCUACGACCCGUUUGAGAAACAGAAGAUGGCAGGUCUCCGGGGCUGUGCGCCAAUGCUGCUUCGCUUUGGAGAGUCGCUCAGACGCAUGAACGACCCAGCGGGCUGCACGCCUGACGACGCGGCAGUCUUCAGGGCAGGCUUGCGCAGCGCCAUUCUUGGGGCGCUGAAAGGUAACGCGGCGGACCUGAGUUUGUGGCCUUGCAGCCACGAGGAAGCUGAGACACAAGCUGGGCAAGAAACGACCGCCUCGUCCGUUCUGGGGGAGGAUGACGACGAGAGCGCGUGCAUUCUCUGCGAUGACUUUGACGCCUUUUUCGAAGAUGUCCGCAGUCAAUUCUCCGCGGAGCGCUCCGCAAAGAAGGAGCGGAAGGCCGUGAUUUUCGUUGACAACGCUGGCUCAGAAGUUCUCACCGACAUGUGGCUGGCGUGUGUGCUGCUGGAAUACAAAGUUGUCGACAAGGUCGUCUUCUACGUCAAAGAAUACCCCAUCUUCGUGAGCGAUGCGCUGCCGAAAGAUUUCCAGCUCACCUACACGUGGAUUCAACAACAAGCCUCGAAAGCUAGACCGACCGUCAGUGCUCUGGCUAACUUGUGGCGGUCGUACGUGGAGAGGGGCCGAUGGGAGGUUAAGGCGCACACGUACUUCUGCAUGCCGUUCGAGUACUCGGACAUGCCCAGCGAGCUCUACGCAGAACUGCGCGACACAGCGUCGGUGCUUAUCAGCAAAGGAGACGCGAAUUACCGACGCAUCCUUGGCGAUAGAGCGUGGUCAAUUCAAACUCCGUUCUCGCGCGUGGCGCAGUACGCCCCCUGCCCACUGCUGGCUCUACGCAAGCUGAAGGCUGACGUUGCAUGCGGCAUUUCAGCGGAAAAGCAGAAGCACGCCGAGGAGACGGAUAAAGAAUGGAUGGUUAACGGCAAGUGGGGUGUAAUUCACUACUUCAACCCACGUUGUGUGGACGAGCGUCCGCUGGAAUGA